Messenger RNA from Penicillium coprophilum, 861 nucleotides. RefSeq names its product RlpA-like double-psi beta-barrel domain-containing protein. NCBI's taxonomy places the organism in Eukaryota, Fungi, Ascomycota, Eurotiomycetes, Eurotiales, Aspergillaceae. The transcript has a single exon. The record is from RefSeq and is a predicted model, not a curated record. The coding region runs from base 1 to 861 and encodes 286 amino acids.
AUGGCUCCUAUCACCAAGACUCUCGCCCUUGUCGGCGCUUUCUUCGCCUUGACCGGCUACUCGGCUCCCGUCGCCAAACGCGCCGUCGUUUGGGAGACCGUCACCGAUAUCGUCUGGACUACUGUCGAUGUCACCGUCACCGUCUACCCUCAGGCCACUCACACCGCUACUGUCGUCCCCGUCGUCGCUAACGCUGUCACUACCACUGCCGCUGCUGUCCAGCAGGAGAAGGCCGCACCCACUACCACUUCUUCUGCUACCACUUCUUCUACCACCACUUCUUCUACUACCACUUCUUCUACCACUACUUCUUCUACCACUACCACUGCUGCUGCUGCUCCUACUGCCGAGGCCGUUGUCAAGGAGCAGGAGAAGGUUGUGCCCACCACUACCUCCUCCACUGCCGCUCCCGCUCCCACCGUGGAAGCUUCUUCUGCUCCCGCUCCCGUCGUUGAGGCCGACUCUACUGCUCCUGCUACCAGCCGUACCACCAAAAAGGAAACCAACACCGAAACUACGGGAAGCAGUGGCCACACUGGCGCCUGCUCAGAGAGUUCCCCUUGCAGCGGUGAGAUCACAUUCUACGACACCGCCACUACCAGCACCAACCCCAGCUCCUGCGGCACUACCAACGAUGGUACCGUUGAGAACGUUCUCGCGCUGCCCCACGGUAUCAUGACCGACAGUGAUUGCGGCAAGACCGUCACCAUUACAUACAAUGGCCAAACCGCUACCGGUAUUGUGGUUGACAAGUGCAUGGGCUGUGACAACGGCUCCGUCGAUCUGUCCCGUCACCUCUUCGGCCAGCUCGCGUCCAUGGACAAGGGCCGUGCUGAUGGUGCCAAGUGGUAUAUCCACUAA